Molecule: messenger RNA, 1481 nt
Organism: Pyrus x bretschneideri (Chinese white pear)
Lineage: Eukaryota; Viridiplantae; Streptophyta; Magnoliopsida; Rosales; Rosaceae
Product: peptide methionine sulfoxide reductase A5
Exons: 5
Coding region: 418-1176 (252 amino acids)
Biological process (GO): cellular response to oxidative stress
Cellular component (GO): cytoplasm
Molecular function (GO): peptide-methionine (S)-S-oxide reductase activity
Source: RefSeq, a predicted model, not a curated record
GAUUCACCGGCCGAUUGACUCAGAUUGUCGGUCAUUAACAUUUACAUCAUACAAAAUUCAGUUAACCUCCGACACCGAUGUAAACGUUACUAACCAUAUUUGAUGAGGAAGCCCCACAAUUUUCCCACUUCCCAUCCGGCUCUAAUUUUUUUACCCAAAAAUCCAGAUUUUUUAAUGUGUAAUUGCAUUCGUUCCCCAUCACAGCGCCAUUAGUGCUCUCUUCCUUCCCCUUCUCAGUCUUUCAUACCAUCCCUUUUCACCCAUUAAAUACAUGUUUUGAAGCUCAAUCAUCCCCUUUCCCUCUCUCAUCCGACCGACAGGUCUUUCACUUUUCAAUCGCCGUUGGAUUCCUUCCUUGCCGGUUUGCAGAGGAAGUCUUAUGCCCUUUUCUUUCAGACCUUGUCUAAGACAAAGCCAAUGGCUUUUCUUCACAGCAGCAUUUCCCUUAGCCGUCUAUUGACAACAUUUGUGCUCCUGACAAUUCUUACGGCCGAGAGACGCGUGUCCAUCAGGAUCCCAGAUCGGAUCACUGAAACCACAAGAGACCUACCUGACAACCAGUCCCUGAAAACAGCAGUUUUCGCUCUGGGAAGCUUUUGGAGAUCCGAAGCUGUCUUUGGGUGCUUGAAUGGAGUUGUACAGACGACUGUUGGUUAUGCUGGCGGAUCCAAAACCAACCCUGAGUACAGAAGCUUGGGUGAUCAUGCCGAAUCUAUCCAGGUUGUAUAUGAUCACAGGCGAAUUAGCUUCAAGCAACUUUUGGAGGUUUUCUGGUCCAGUCAUGAUUAUAGGCAAGUAUUUGGGCAAGGUCCUGAUGUGGGUAACCAAUACAGAUCUAUCAUUUUUACGAAUGGAACUGAAGAGUCCAGAUUGGCCGCUACAAGCAAAGAUAGAGAGCAAACUAAGUCAAAAAGUAGCAGUGUAACUACUAAAAUCCUACCUCUGGGAUCGUUUUAUCCUGCCGAGCCUGAACAUCAGAAGUUUGAGCUGAAACGUAGGCCAUUUCUUCUCCAGUUAAUUGGAAACUUGCCAGAAGAGGAACUUGAGAGGUCAAAUUUGGCUGCAAAACUGAAUGGAUAUGCUGCAGAGCUUUGCCCUCCGAAAAUCCAGAGACAGAUUGAUGCAAAAAUCAAUGAAAUUAUUAAAAAGGGAUGGCCCAUUUUGAGAGACCUGUAGCUGGUCGUCGGAUUAGAACUUUAGACAAACACGCCCUCUAUCGAUCUCUGCCCGUCCAUGUUCAACCUUAGUUGCUGAGAAUCCCAAGCUUUAGAAUAGACAAUCCAAUUGAGUUCAUUGAUGUAAUAUGCUUCUGUCAAUGUCAUUACGUUAGGGCUGGUUAUAUCUAGUUUUUCAGGCUUGUUGGUCGCCAAGGGAAAUGCAUUUGAAUUCUGAAGGGUAAUAUACUAAUAUUCUUUGAUGGCUUUGGGUUGUGAGACAACCAAAUAAAAAAGACUUGUGAGAUAAAUACUUAUUAGGUUUUU